AUGGGUGCCGUCGUAUCUUGCUUCGAAGCCAUCUUCCGGACCAUCGGCUCCGUCAUAAUGGCCAUUAUCAGCGGCAUCGGCAACAUGCUCACCGCGAUCAUUAACGGCAUUGUUGCCUUCUUCGGCAUCAUUAUUUCCUGCCUGACAUGCGGCCGCUCUGGCGGCAACAGGCGGUAC
Trichoderma asperellum CBS 433.97 is the source of this 177-nucleotide messenger RNA. RefSeq lists its product as uncharacterized. NCBI's taxonomy places the organism in Eukaryota, Fungi, Ascomycota, Sordariomycetes, Hypocreales, Hypocreaceae. The record is from RefSeq and is a predicted model, not a curated record.